CAGGGGCAGACGGGGAAAGACCUCGGGGGCGAGGUUUUCUUCCGGUCCAUGGAAAUCCGGUUCCGUCUGGCCAAAACGGAUCUGGGGAGCGACGCGUUCGUUUUCCUCGAGCGGGCGGAUGGCGUGCGGUACGAUGUUUUUCUGGAUUCGUCAACGAAAUCCCUUCGGACCACGGACACUAGUACCGGCACCGCGGUCGAUCCACCGUGGGGUGACUGUGGCACCGGCGACGCCACGUGCGUGACGCAUGCGGCAAGCGGCGUCGCCUUGUCACACGCGAACACGGACUACCUGUUGCGCGUUUCGGUAGAUGAGGCGUCGCCUCUUAAACUCCGGGUAACGCUGAACGGACUGUAUACCGUGUACGGGCCCUAUUUGUCCAAAGACAUCGAGCUCCAACUGGGGGCGAAGAGGAUCGUGGCAGUCGGGCUGGCGCCGGGGAGGAAUCGGGUGCAGGUUCUCACCCUGCCGCGGGAUUUAUUGUCAUCGACAGCCUACACUACGACGACGUCCACCAGCACGUCGUCGACAACGACACUUCCGACGCCGAAACCGUCCGACGCGGCUUUUCUGACCCCACCGGAGGACUUGAAAUUGGUGCCCACCCCGGUGAACCAGCACCCCUCUGCCCUCCAGCUGCGCACGCCCGGCUUCUUCGUGCGGGUGCUGCCGAAGAAGUACGCCCCUGCUGCGCCGUCGGGUGGGAGUGGGGAGUGGGGAAUGUACGGCCAGGACUCGGAUUGUUCGGACCUGCUCAGUGGCGGCCCAGUCGCGGGGACCCUGCACUCCGGGUCCGAGACGUGGGACGGAUCUCUCAACACCUGCGCAGCCGCAACCUCUCAGGUCGGCGGCCACUUUUUUGCGGUGCCGAGCAUGCAGAAAACCUCCUCGUCCUCGUACACGAACACCAAAAAGUGUUGCGUCAUCUACAAGGACGUUGAAAUGGAAUAUGCGGACACAGACGACGCUAACUAUGACUACAUCUCCUACCGCCUGGAGGGACCGAACUCGGGCACUUGGGACCUUGGGUUUUUCGCAUCUGCCAACUGCGGCAUUCUUGGAAGUGAAUUCAGCUACUCCUACUAUGGGCGAUGCAAUGCGCAGGGGGAGCCGGCGUCUAUCCGGCCGUGGCAGCAUGAGGCACCGGGCGAAGUGUUUGACAGAGCUACCGAAGGGGUGGAGGCGUGCGCGGCAGCGGCCUACGCAUUGGGGUCCGUGACUUUCCAGGUCGGGCAUCGCUCUUCUGGCACGAACUAUCCAAAUUGCUGUCGCAUUUUUCAUGGUUUCCCAAAAGACGAGGACAAGUCGUGCUCUGGGGUGUGGAGCCACCACCUUUGGACGUACCAGCUGCACGGCAAAGCCGUCAUUGUGCCGGACGGGUUCGCGCUUCAGCGGCAGCGGGCCACCGGGACUUGGGACACCUGCUCCACGCACGCCCCGGGCGUGUUGCGUCCCGUGACCUACGCCGUGGUGCCCAGGAUUACUGCGGCACCGUCUGAGGUGACGCCGGGACAUCCAGAGCCAGGCGUCGUUGUUUCCGGCGUCGUUGUUUCCGGCGACGAAACUGAUGUCGCAUCCAACCUUAUUGACGGAGACUUCACUACUCAGGUCAAGCAUGCCAUCGAUCCAAGGGGGGUGAUGUAUGCACAAAUUGAUCUUGGCACACUUCUGCCGGGCGGUGAGUCCGGCGGCGCGCCGGUGAAUUCGCUUUCGCUCAUUUCCGAGGUCGCCAUCACCGUAAACCAUCCGUGUGUUGCAUUUACAUUUGGGGCCGCAGGUACGACCACCUGUCAAUCUAAUUAUGAGAGUGACCCGGCUGCCUUGCUGUACGUCGCCGUUGCAAACGACACUUGCGUUGGGCAAAGCGACGGCUGCGCCGCCCAGCUGGCCGACGAGGACAAGACGGUCGUUUGCGAAGCGCUGCAAUUUGCUCCGUAUCCACUCACGCACCGUUCCCGGUUUUUUAGAGAGGUGGCGCCGGACAUGGCAGAGUUUUACGUGCGCUGCCCCGCCCCAUUUUAUCCCGCCCGGUUCGCCACCCUCUUCGUGAAAAACGCGAUUGACUUCCGGCUCCGAGAGGCCGUGGUGCGGGGGUAUGGUCCGUCCGCACUCCUGCGCGACGUGAACGCGAAGCGGGCCCAGAAAAUGUGGGUCGAGUUUGCUGACGGUUCGGAGCGGCGCAUCUCCCGCAUCGACUUCUGGAACAAGCCCCACAUAGAUUGGCAGCGGGCCGCGGACUUGUAUCUGGACGACCAACUUAUUGGCGGCUUCGAACCAAUCGCCGCGUACUACGCGCCUGGCCACCCCGGGCCGCUGCCCGUUCUGGCAACCAACCUUACCGGUGCCGAGCAUCCUGGAAACGACCCGCCAGGCUCCCUGUCGCAGUUCUACGCCCACGUGUCCCAGCCGGGCCGGAUGGUCCGAGUGUCUCUCGCGGCGCACAAGAGCCGCCUCACCAAGCAGAUCCGGAUUCAGGUUGAUGCGUCGGCGCGGAUCCGUACGUGGCAGACGCGAAGCAGCGUGCAGCUGGGCGCCAUCACGCUCUGCGGGAUGGAGGUCUACGCGGCGACCACGACAACUACGACCUAUCAAAUACAAACAUGUCUGGGUCUGGAAGAAUCCACCACUUGUUUGUCAUGCAUCUUUUUCGAACACGACAAGAAUGGUCUCUCUCUCUCGUGCACACAAAAGCAUUACAGGUUUUGCGCUGGCCUUUUUAUGGUUCUCGCGCACGAGAAAUUCCGUAUUUGCGUAGCAAGAAGAUUGCGUAGCAAGAAGAAGGCAGCUCUUGGUGCUCAUGCAAUACAAGUCUUUGCCUUUUCAAGAAUCUGCAUGACACGUUUCAAUUCUUCCAGACCCAGACAUAUUUGCACUGCAUGCGACCACUUCUAGCACCACCGGCGGGGCGAGUUCUUUGAUCGCGUUGUCGGAGAGGCGGCGGCACUUCUACGGCGCGGUAGACAUUACCCCGACCGACGAAGCGCAAGCCUUGGCGUCGAGCGAAGACAUGCAGAUCGAAAGCUUUGCCAAACACCUCAUCGAUAAUGAUUUAAUGACGUGGGCUCACACGGACGAUAUGAAUAAUCGCGCGCAGCGCUGUCCGUGGUAUCAAAUCGACCUUGGCGAAGUCAUGAGCGUCCGCGAACUCGAGCUGGUCUUUUACAUGCCGCAGUACCCUGAACUCAAAGAUCUGCGGCGGCUGUUUUAUGUGGUUGCGCAAAACAGUGCGUCCGACGCUGAGUGGGACAUUCGGAAUACCGACCUUGACCGGUAUCCAGAGGGGAGUGUGCAAAACGAUGAGGGCUUUAGGGCGCUGGUUUUGCCCCCCAACCUGGGACGGUCCACCUCCGGUCUGUGCGUUACUCAGCCGAGCGGCCACUGCCUGGCGACCGCGGGAAUCACGACCCCAGCCUGCCCGAAGCCGCACGAGUUUCACGUCUGUAGGAGGAUUCGACACACCACGACCUUUUUCGGGGACGGGUUUCGAAACAACUUCGUCCCGUGGACGCACUCGAAUGGGAAUCUGUAUCAUAAUGUUACCAUCGACUGCGCUGGGCGGCCGGGGCAAUUUGCCGUCAUCGAGCUUCCGGGUGCACCCGCGGAUAAAAAGCGGGUGCUCCCGCGCGUUGCAGAAUUUCGGGUGUUUGGUAACGUGAUAACGACGACGACAACAACGACGACCACAACCACUGGGACUUGGACGGAUCUCGGCGUUGCCGGGGAUUUCUUGGACCCGAUUUGCGCCGCCGAGUACAGCGGCGGAUGCGCCGAGUAUGCGACGCUAGGGAGCGGCCAGGGGUGGGCGUACCCGACCGCAGUGGGUACCGG
Amoebophrya sp. A120 is the source of this 3828-nucleotide messenger RNA. The record is from the annotation of a GenBank genome assembly. Lineage: Eukaryota; Dinophyceae; Syndiniales; Amoebophryaceae.